GAAAACCUCCCAAUGCUUUAAAAUUAGUUCGGCGGGUUCUCCAAAAUAAGCAAAUAAGUAAUAUUCUACUGGCUCUUGGUUUUGCUGACUCAAAAGGACUUUUAAAAAAUAAUUAUAUUCGUUUUCGCCCCCAAUUAGAACGACAAGUAUUAGAGGAGGAAUUAACUUUACCUGAGGAAUUUGUUUACGAAGAAGAGGAAGAAAAAAAAGUAAUUGCGGCGGACACUCCGCUUAAUUUAGAACAAUUAGCUGUUAUUGUUCGUGAGACUUUAAAAAAUUUACUAAGCCGAGCAAAUUUUAAGAAAAUUAUUUUGAUGGCAGACCCGGAUGAUGAUGGAGCCCAUAUUGUAGUUCUCUUGAUAACGUUUAUUUUCCGGUAUUUACCUUAUUUAAUUGAAGGAGGAAAAGUAUUUGUCGCAGUGCCACCUUUUUAUCGAGUUCAAUCCAAAAAGCAAAUUCACUACUUUUAUAAUGACCAGGA
Ambispora leptoticha is the source of this 481-nucleotide messenger RNA. NCBI's taxonomy places the organism in Eukaryota, Fungi, Glomeromycota, Glomeromycetes, Archaeosporales, Ambisporaceae. The record is from the annotation of a GenBank genome assembly.